Molecule: messenger RNA, 4311 nt
Organism: Aspergillus heteromorphus CBS 117.55
Lineage: Eukaryota; Fungi; Ascomycota; Eurotiomycetes; Eurotiales; Aspergillaceae
Product: non-ribosomal peptide synthetase
Exons: 1
Coding region: 1-4311 (1436 amino acids)
Biological process (GO): amino acid activation for nonribosomal peptide biosynthetic process; secondary metabolite biosynthetic process
Cellular component (GO): cytoplasm
Molecular function (GO): catalytic activity; phosphopantetheine binding
Source: RefSeq, a predicted model, not a curated record
AUGUCUGCAUCCUCCUCGCCCUCCCUCUGGAACCUCCUAAGCAACAACCCCAACAACAAGCCCAGCCCAAAAACACCGACGGAAAUCCACAUCCAACCCAUCCCCCAUCUCAAGACCGCCCAAACCCGGAGCACGACGCCCCUAUCCGGAAUCUCGAUCACCGACACGGACAUCGACAUCGACAUCACGGCCCUCCCCAGCCAAUCCAGCGUGACAUCCGCCUCCACACCGAACAGUCUAUGUCCCAGCCCCAGCCUGCGACCCGUGCGGUCCUGCGAGGACGUCUCCCGGGCAUUCGAAGCCGUGGAACGCGCAUCCUACGCCCAGGAGCGGAUCUGGUUCUUGCACGAGUUCCUCGCCGACGCCACAACAUUCAACGUGACGCUGUCGUAUGUCGUGAACGGGCUGCUCCGGGCGGACGACCUGGCCGAUGCGUUCCGGACGGUGGCGAAUCGUCAUGAGUCGUUGCGGACGGCGUUCUUCCUCGACGGCCAGGAGGCGCCGCAGCUACAUCAGGGAGUUCUGGCCGAGUCGCGGAUCGAGAUCAGCGUGCGGGAGAUUGAUGUUGCGGAGGUGGUGGAUGAGACGUACGUCGAGAUUAAGGAGCACGUCUACGAUCUGCGGAAAGGCCGGACGAUGAAGGUGGCGAUUCUGUCGUUGACGCCUGCCGUUCACUUUCUCAUUCUGGGAUUUCAUCAUCUGGUGCUGGAUGGGUUUAGCGCCCAGAUCUUCAUCAGGGAUUUGCAGUCGGUCUACGCGGGGGGGACACUGCCUCCGGCGCCCAACUACCGCGCCUAUGCUGUUGCGCAGAGACAGUCGAUCCAUACCGAGGGGUUUCGACAGAGUCUCGAGUUCUGGAAAACCAAGCUGGCCAACCCCCCGCCCCCCAUCCCGCUGUUUCCGUUCGCGCGCGUCCCGACCCGAAAGCCCCUGGACAGGUACCAGGUGCAUACCGUGCAGCGCAAGCUAGACAUCCCCCUGACGAUGAAGAUCAAGGAAGUCGCGCACAAGGUCGGCGGAACGACCUCGUUCUUCCUGUACCUGACGGCGCUGCGGGAGCUGAUCUUCCGACUAUCCGGCCAGCAGGAGAUCUGCAUCGGGAUGUCCGACGCCGGGCGAUCCGACAAGGACUCCCUGCAGAUGGUCGGGAUGUUCGUCAACAUGAUCCCGCUGGUCUUCAAGACGGCGCGCCCGGGCCAGUCGUUCCGGAAUCUGCUCGCCACGACGACGAAGCAGGUGCGCACGGCGCUGGGCCACUCCGCCGUCCCGUAUCAGACGCUGCUGGACGAGCUGGCGGUGAAGAAGUCGCCGUACGAGAGCCCGCUGUUCCAGAUCCUGUUGAACUAUAAGAUGGGGUCGACGGAGUCGGCGAUGCUGGGCGAGAGCAGGGCCGAGAACCUCCGCAUGGACGAUGCGCGGACGGGUCUGGAUCUGGUCGUCGAGGUGGAGGAGUUCGUCGAUGGGAACUGUCUGCUGGCUGUCAAGGGGCAGGAGUAUCUCUAUUCCGAGGCGAGUCUGGAGUUUAUUCUGUCUUCGUUGGUCGUGGUGCUGCAGUCGGUGGCUUCGAACCCGAAUAUCCCCGUCACGAAUAUCGGGGUGUUUGAGGAGGGGAGCGUUGCGCGCGCGUUGGCGGUGGGCUGUGGCGAGAGGGUGUCUUCGGAUCUGGACGACCAGAUGACGGUGGUGCAUCUGUUCGAGAAGGACUGUCUGGAUCAGCCGGAGAAGGUUGCCGUCCGGGCUGAUGGGCAGUCGUUGACGUAUGGAGAGCUGAGAGGCCGUGCUCUGCAGUUGGCUGCACACCUGCACGGGCUGGGCCCGUCUGGCCCGGUGGUGGUCGUGUGCAAGCCGAGUCUGGACUCGAUUGUCGCCAUCCUGGGCAUCCACUAUGCCGGCUGCAUCUACGUGCCCGUCGACACGGAGCAUCCGGAGGAGCGCCUGCGGACGAUCGUGCAGGACUGCGAUGCGCGUGCCGUCGUGCACCACGAUGCGACCUGCAAACUGGCGGCCGCAGUGGCUGGCAACCGGACCCUCGUCAACACAUCCCAGCUUGUCCCAGCGGCCGAAUUCCCCAUCCAGGCGUCUCCCAGCGGCACCGCGUACAUCCUCUACACCAGCGGGUCGACCGGGAAGCCGAAGGGAGUGGUAGUCCGCCACCGCAACCUGACAUGCCAGAUCCAGUCCAUGCAGCGUGACAUCGGACUGUCCAGCGAGACAGUGCUGCUUCAAAGCGGGCUGGGCUUCGACGCGUCCAUCGACUGCAUCUACGCGGCUCUCGCCGGACAGGGCACCCUCGUCGUGGUAUCUCCGGAGGUGCGGCGCGACCCCGAGCAACUCGCCGCCCUGAUGACCGUCGAAGGGAUCACAUACACGCAGAUGACCUCGUCAGAGUACCACAACCUGCUGAUAUACGGCGACCUGAGCGGAUGCAAGACGUGGAGAAACGCCUUCUGCGGGGGGGAGAAGUUCCUGCCGGGCCUGUGUCCGCUGUUCGAGGGACUGAACAUCCCGUCUCUGCGCGUGUGGAACCGAUACGGUCCGACGGAGAUCACCGUCUCGUCCAGCCUGCAUCUGGUGACCGGACGGGGCGCCGACCCCGACGUGCCGGAGGUGAUUCCUUGUGGUCGCCCGCUGAGCAACUACUCCGUGCACAUCCUCGACGACCAGCGCCGGCCUGUCCCCGCGGGCGUCCCGGGCGAGAUCUGCAUCGGCGGCGGCGGUGUCGCGCAGGGAUAUCUGAACAAUGCUCGGCUGACGGCGAGUAAGUUCGUCAAGAACGCAUACGCGAGUGAAGCGGAUGUCCGCCGCGGGUGGGACAAGCUGUACCGCACGGGCGAUCGCGGGUAUCUGCAGCAUGACGGGGCGAUGGUGUUCCUCGGACGGAUGGAGGGGUCGACGCAAGUGAAAAUCCGGGGCAACCGGGUCGAGCUGGACGAGAUCGAGACGGCCAUCGUGGCGGCUUCGGGCGGGAAGGUCCUGGCGGCGGGGGUGUGCGUGAAGGGCGACAACGCGGACGCCACCUUGGCAGCCUACCUGGUCAUGCCCGUGGCGGACGCGUCCUUCAUCAAGGAGCUCGCCAAAUCGCUCCCCCUGCCACGAUACAUGCGUCCCUCGUCGUUCAUCUCCGUCCGCAAGCUCCCGCAGACGACCUCGGGCAAGCUGGACCGCGCCGCCCUGGCGAGCCUGCUGGGGACGGCGAUCCAGAUCGACACGAGCACCGCGCCGCUCAGCGAGCAGGAACAGGCCAUGGCGCACGCGUGGCGCCAGGUCCUGGGCGAGGUGACGCUGUCGGCCGACGCCAACUUCUUCGAGGUGGGCGGAAACUCACUGCUGCUGGUGCGACUGCAGAAGAUCCUGUCGGCGGGAGGGACAUCCAUCCCGCUGACGGAACUGUUCUCCGCCCCGCUCCUCUCCGCCAUGGCGGGGCUGCUGGCCCAGACCCAGACGCCCACGGAAUCAGCAUCGCCGCCCUCCAUCGACUGGGAUGCGGAAACCCGAAUCCCGCCCUCCUUCACCUCCCUCCCCCUCCCCACCCCCCCCUCAAAGCCAAAGAAGGAAACCCUCACCGUCCUCCUCACCGGCUCAACCGGCUUCCUCGGCCGCUCCAUCCUGCACGCCCUCCUCACCUCCCCCAAGAUCCAGCACAUCCACUGCCUAGCCGUCCGCAACCCCUCCUCCCCGCACCUGACCACCCUCCUCCCCCCCUCCGCCCUUCCCAAAAUCACCAUCCACCCAGGCGACCUCACCCAUCCCACCCUCUCCCUCCCCCCCUCCACCAUAGCCACCCUGCGCCAGACCGCCGACCUAAUCCUCCACAACGCGGCGACCGUCUCCUUCAUCGCGCCCUACCCCACCCUCCGCGCCCCCAACCACCUCUCCACGCAAUUCCUCACCUCGCUGGCCCUCCCCCGCCGCAUCCCCAUCCACUUCAUCUCCACCGGCGGCGUCGUCGCGCUCACCAACCAGCCCUCGUGGCGUCCCGUCUCCGUGCGCGCCCAUCCGCCCCCCCCAGACGGCAAGGCGGGCUAUAUCGCGAGCAAAUGGGCCAGCGAGGUGUUCCUGGAGCGCGUGGCGGAGAGAUACAGCCUGCCGGUGUGGGUGCAUCGCCCCGCGAGUAUCACGGGCGAGGGCGUGCCGGAGCUGGAUAUCAUGGGGAACGUGGUAGGUUGGACGAGGCGGUUGAGGUGUUUUCCCGACAGGGGGGAGGUUAAUUGGCUCUUUGAUUUCGUGGAUGUGGGGGAUGUGGCGGGGGGUGUGGUGGGGAGGGCGCUGGGAGGGAGGAUGAAAUGGGGGAGGAGGAUGGGAUGGGAGUGA